Megalobrama amblycephala (Wuchang bream) is the source of this 1530-nucleotide messenger RNA. RefSeq lists its product as uncharacterized. The transcript has 2 exons. The record is from RefSeq and is a predicted model, not a curated record. NCBI's taxonomy places the organism in Eukaryota, Metazoa, Chordata, Actinopteri, Cypriniformes, Xenocyprididae. The coding region runs from base 355 to 1101 and encodes 248 amino acids.
CGCACACACACACACACACCGGAGAGCCUCUCUUUGAGCCGCUAGUUCGGCUUAAACGCAGGUAACGUUACACAGUAACUCCUAGGGCCGCGAAUGUGCUUCUAUCUGUAUUUAAUGGUAGUUAGCGUUAAGUCUCCAGCCCUGUGAUGUCUCCUUUCUUUUUCUUUAGGAGUUAGAGACCAGUGUUAUUGCUGCUGCACAAGGCCUCAUAAACGUGCUAACGCAAAACAUUCAGCAGCAUCACACCCCAGCACAGCAGAAUCCAGUGCCGUCACAUGAGCACUAGAAUCAACAACAAGCACAAACCCGGAAUAUUGCUUCAGGUCAAGGGAGGUGUUGCUGAAGUUGAGAGAGAUGGCAGAUUCGCGACCCCAACAGAGGACUGAACCUUUGAUUGUGAGGCAGUUCAUGGAGAGAAUGCUGAGAAGGCUUCAGGAAGUUCUGCGACGUCAGCCUGUGGAUUUGGAUUAUUUACGCUUUGUUUUAAGUCAUGAAGUGGGACUUGUUCGCUCUUUUGCCAAUGUAGUAGAACUGCCUCAAGGUGUUGUUCGUGCUUUAUCUGACUUAUUAAGACUUCUUCGUUUACAAGAGGAGAGUUAUCCAGCUGCUACCUAUGCAGAGGUUCUGGGUGGUGAUAGGGGACAGCCAAAACUUGUAAUUUCUAAAGAAUGUCUUCAAAACCUAAUCGACAUGCAGUUGCCCAUCCCCUGUGUAGCUAAGCUCCUGGGUGUCUGCAAAAGGACAGUGUAUCGGCGGAUGCGUGAGUAUGGACUAUCAGUUACGGGAUCAUACAGCAAUCUCACAGAUGAGGAGCUGGACAAUCUUGUGCGCUCAGUUAAAUUGAAGAUGCCGCAUAUAGGCUAUAGAAUGAUGAAGGGUGAACUGCAAGCGAUGGGACACCGUGUCAGAUGGGACCAGGUUUCAGCAUCCAUGCACAGGGUGGAUUCUGCAGGGAUCUUGGAGAGAAUAACACGUUUAGGCUGUGUUGCUAGAAGAACAUAUUCUGUCAAGGGUCCCCACUCACUGGUCCAUGUGGACACAAACCACAAACCACAAACUUAUCAGGUGUGUGUGUUAUGUUUCACAAGAAUAUUGUUAUAAUAUGUUCAUAUAUUUAUAUUCAUAAAUGUUUGUUGAAAUAGUUCUUAAUUGAGCUUUUACAAAUAAGUUCUAUUCAUGUUUGAAGGAUGCGGGUAGAUUUUGUAUGCUAUUACAAGAUAGGCUGUAGAUUGCUGGAGCUGUAUUUCAACAAAAAAACCCUUUUUAAUACAGUUUAUUAAUUAAGCUGCACAUAGAGUUAGUUUGUGCCACCAUUUUAUAAAAUUCCAACAUGUGAAUGGGUAUGGCCAUAGGCAUUAUGUCCAUUUAUUGUUUUGACAUCAACCAAGUUAAUUUUUGCUGACGAUUUAGUAAACGUAAACCCCCACAACGUUGAUUCCACUUGAAUGUCAUGAAUUUGCCAUACACGUGUUGAAACUGUGUAUGUGGAAGACUGAACAAUUUCAACUUUUCAAUAGUACAAGUAACGAU